This is a messenger RNA of Pipistrellus nathusii (Nathusius's pipistrelle), 927 nucleotides long. Lineage: Eukaryota; Metazoa; Chordata; Mammalia; Chiroptera; Vespertilionidae. The record is from the annotation of a GenBank genome assembly.
AUGGAGGAGCUGCUGAGGCGGGAGUUGGGCUGCAGCUCCGUCAAGGCCACGGGCCACUCAGGGGGCGGGUGCAUUAGCCAGGGCCAGAGUUACGACACGGACAAAGGACGCGUGUUUGUGAAAGUGAACGCCCAGCCCGAGGCUAGAAGAAUGUUUGAAGGUGAGAUGGCCAGUUUAACUGCCAUCCUGAAAACAGACACAGUGAAAGUGCCCAGGCCCAUCAAGGUCCUGAAUGCCCCAGGGGGCAGCAGUGUGCUGGUGAUGGAGCAUUUGGACAUGCGGUAUCUGAGCAGUCAUGCUGCCAAGCUUGGAUCCCAGCUAGCAGACCUGCACCUGGAGAAUAAGAGGCUUGGAGAGAAGCUGCAGAAGGAGGCCAACACAGUGGGGAGCGGAGGUGGGCAGGCGGAACGGCCCUUCAUAGACCAGUUUGGGUUUGACGUGGUGACGUGCUGCGGAUAUCUCCCCCAGGUGAAUGAUUGGCAGAAGGACUGGGUUGCAUUCUAUGCCCAGCAGCGCAUUCAGCCCCAGAUGGACAUGCUGGCGAAGGGGGCUGGGGACAGAGAUGCCCUUGAGCUGUGGUCUGCUCUGCAGUUGAAGAUUCCCGAUUUGUUCCUUGAUUUGGACCUUGUGCCAGCUCUGCUCCACGGAGACCUCUGGGGAGGAAACGUGGCAGAGGAUGUCUCUGGGCCCAUCAUUUUUGACCCGGCUUCCUUCUAUGGCCACUCGGAGUACGAGCUGGCAAUUGCCGGCAUGUUUGGGGGCUUCAGCAGCAACUUCUACUCCGCCUACCACAGCAAGAUCCCCAAAGCCCCUGGGUUUGAGAAGCGCCUGAAGUUGUAUCAGCUCUUCCACUAUUUGAACCACUGGAAUCAUUUCGGAUCAGGGUACAGAGGGUCCUCCCUCAACAUCAUGAGGAACCUCAUCUAG